This is a messenger RNA of Vespula vulgaris, 798 nucleotides long. RefSeq lists its product as uncharacterized. Lineage: Eukaryota; Metazoa; Arthropoda; Insecta; Hymenoptera; Vespidae. Bases 1 to 798 code for a protein of 265 amino acids. Gene Ontology annotation, biological process: detection of chemical stimulus involved in sensory perception of smell; sensory perception of smell. Gene Ontology annotation, cellular component: plasma membrane. The transcript is spliced from 6 exons. Gene Ontology annotation, molecular function: odorant binding; olfactory receptor activity. The record is from RefSeq and is a predicted model, not a curated record.
AUGCUUUUGAAAGAUAAAGAUUAUAUCGACAACGAGUAUUAUGCUUAUAAUCGUCGAUUUUUUCGAGUCAUUGGCUUAUGGGAAUAUCAGACAUCGCUUAGGAAACUGGUUUAUGUUUGUAUCAUCAAUUUUAUGAUUGCCAUUGGAUUAUAUCAACAGAUUUAUACGCUCCUGACGUCUGAAAGAAAUUUAAAAUCGAUCGCCAAAUUAUUGGAAAUUACCUUGCCUACAUUAUGCUUCGGAUCUUGCUAUUAUAAUCUAUUAUCGAACGGUGCAAUCAUGAAAAAAAUGUUGUAUCGUAUCAAACAUGAUUGGGACGAGCUAGCGAAUAAACCUGAAUUAAUUAUAUUGAAAAAAUAUGCUUAUGUAAGCAGAUUGUGCACAGUUACAAUCGCAGUAUGUUUCUAUCUGUAUAUCGCAUUUUUGGUGUUUCCAUCAUUGUUAAGUAACUUUCGUUAUAUCUUUGGUGCAAUAAGGGAAACCGAAUUAGUUUUACCAAUUGCUUUUAACGUGAAAAAUCAAAUGCGUUAUUAUUUGGAACUUUCACUGCAAUGCAUAAAUAUAAGCGUAUUAUGCACUGUAGGAAUAGCUAACUAUUCAAUGUUCAUAGCAGUUAUACAGCAUGCUUGUGCACUGUUCAAUAUUAUAAUAUGGAGAGUACUAUGUUUCGAUCUAACUAACACCGAAAAAUUAACAAACAUUUGUUACGUCGUUGCAUCUCUAUUUGUGAUAUACGCUUAUUUUCAUUUUGGACAAAAAUUAAUAGACAACAACGUCAACGUAUCUCAAACAUUGUAA